AUGGACUGGCGUGAGGAUCUGGACUUCGAGAUCGGGUGGACGCGCAACAACCUGAGGAUCCUUGGGAUCUGGCCCGAUUCUGGGAGGCCCGGGAAGGAUUCCUUAUUCUACCGCUACAAGUUCCUGAUUCCAUCGAUGCUGAUGCUAAUCUACAUAAUUUUGCCGCAAACAUUGUACCUGUUUUUCGCCUGGGGCGAUUUAGAGCACUGCGUGGAUGCGCUCCUCACGGCAGACGUUCCUAUACUAACGGCGCUCAUCAAAUUUCUGUCUUUUUCUUACCAUCGAGAAGCCAUAAACUCCAUCGUUUCUUUCGUGACGGAGGACUGGAAGCGGCCGAAGUCGAGAGAAGAACGAGAAACGAUGAUGAGGAACGCGAAGAUCGCUCGAGGGAUCUCUCUGAGGAUCUCCAUACUUCUGUACUUGGCAAUGGCAGCACACGUAGCUUCCCAUAUCGCGACCGAAGUUCGACGAAGACUGUCAAAUGACACAAAUUUGGAGCCUCAAGUGCUGCUUCGAGGAUAUUAUCCGUUCGACACGAAGAAGAGCCCGAAUUAUGAACUCCUUUCCUUCAUGCAGCUCAUCUCCGGCAUUGGAGGUGCAUUGUCAUAUUCGAACGUUGACAGCUUCGUCGGUGCCACGAUUCUCCACGUUUGCGCCCAAUUUUCGAACCUUCGAUUCUUGGCAGCCAAAAUGUUGAGGAAGGCCGAAAAACAAGAGCCCUUGGAAUUUCGUAAAACGUUGCGCAUCAUCGUCGAAAGACAUACCAGCCUCACUUGGGUCACUCUCGUCAUCGAGGAAUGCUUCAAUAAGAUGUUCCUCGCUCAAACUGUGUCAACCGGAGAAAAGGAAACGCUCGUUUUACGAUCGAUUUUUUUUAUCGUCUUUACGGGGGCCAUGCUCGUCCAUUUUUUCGUGUACUGCUACGUGGGAGAAAUGCUUUACGGACAGAGUGCUGGAUUGUGCGAUACUCUGUACGAAAGUAAUUGGUACGAAAUGCCGCCUGAAAAUAUUCGCGAUUUAAUGGUGAUCAUGGUAGCGACAAAAAAACCGAUUUACAUAACCGCAGGGAAAUUCUUUCCAUUCCUCUUCGACACGUUCACUAACGUGCUCAAAUCAUCGAUGGGAUAUCUAUCGGUUCUGGUCGCGAUGAGAGAUCGAUUGGUGGAGGCUUAAAGUUUGAGAAUUCCGCGGAAAUGUUACCAAGUAUUGUUAUGUAAUCAUGUAAGACCAG
Orussus abietinus is the source of this 1231-nucleotide messenger RNA. RefSeq names its product odorant receptor 2a. The record is from RefSeq and is a predicted model, not a curated record. Bases 1 to 1173 code for a protein of 390 amino acids. The transcript is spliced from 7 exons. Lineage: Eukaryota; Metazoa; Arthropoda; Insecta; Hymenoptera; Orussidae. Gene Ontology annotation, molecular function: odorant binding; olfactory receptor activity. Gene Ontology annotation, cellular component: plasma membrane. Gene Ontology annotation, biological process: detection of chemical stimulus involved in sensory perception of smell; sensory perception of smell.